UGUGAAUGCGGGGGGAGAGUCGACCAAUCAAGCGCCGAGCCGGGCGGAGUCUACGAUCGACCAACCACGACCAGUUGGACCCCGCUCGAAACCGUAGUGACCCAGUUUGGUGCUUUUUUUUUUCUUCCUCUCCCUCCUCUUUUUUCUCUUCUACCAUUGACAUGAGGUUCAACGCUGAACGCAGACGUGAAGGGGUUUCCAGGGUUCCCGUCUCCUCGUCGGACUUUCACGCCACAGCCGGAAACACGAAGGACCGGAGGGCCAACGCGCGCUUGGGUUGGAGCUCCACUCGAGGGCCGUUUUUUGCGGAGCCAUUUGCGCCUCCUGCGUAAUUCCCAGCGCAACUCUUAUUCUGAUCACACAGCCACCAGACCGCGAGAGCAGCCGGAGGGGGUGGGGGGAAAUGGAUGUUCAGGAAGGGUCUGGACCAGGGGACGGUGUGCUGGACUUUUCCCGUUUGGGUCUGAACAGUCUGAGUGUUGACAGCGUGGGCGAGGAGAGGAGGAACGAGACCAAACAGCUGUAUCUGAACAACAACCGGCUGGCCUCGCUGUCUCCAUCCAUAUGCCUCUUCUCGAACCUGGAGUUCCUGGACAUCAGCAACAACCAGCUAUCCGUCAUCUGCGAGGACGUAACCAGGCUGGUCAAGUUGAAAACGCUGAUAGCCAAGAACAACCGCCUGGACGAGUUCUCCCUGCCCAAGGAGUUCGGCGCCAUGCCGCUGGAGGUGCUCAACUUCAGCGGGAACCGGUUCGAGGAGAUCCCGCUGCAGUGCACCAAGCUGCACCGUCUGCAGUCACUGUCGCUCGGCGGCAACCGGCUGAAGAGCGUGCCUCCGGAGAUCGAGAACCUUACCAGUCUGGAGCUGCUGUAUCUGGGUGGCAACUUCAUCUCGGCCAUUCCUCCAGAGCUGGCCAACCUGCCCUACCUCAGCUACCUGGUCCUGUGUGACAACCGCAUCCAGAGCGUUCCUCCACAGCUCACCAGGCUCAAUUCGCUGCGAUCUCUGAGUCUUCAUAACAACCUGCUGACCUACCUGCCCCGGGAGAUCCUCAGCCUGGUACAACUGCAGGAGCUCAGUCUCCGCGGCAACCCACUGGUGGUGCGUUUCGUCAAAGAGAUGACCUACGACCCCCCGUCGCUGCUGGAGCUGGCCGGGCGUACCAUCAAGAGCCGGAAUGUUCCGUACCAACCCUGCGACCUUCCCUCGAAUCUGCUCCAUUAUCUGGACCUGGCCAGCAAGUGCCCCAACCCCAAGUGUGCGGGGGUCUACUUUGACUCGUGCGUGCGCCACAUCAAGUUUGUGGACUUCUGUGGCAAAUACCGGCUGCCCCUCAUGCACUACCUGUGCUCCCCAGAAUGCACCUCCCCCUGCAGCUCCAACCCGCAGAGCGACGCCGAGUCGGAGGAUGAGAGCAGCGUGCCUGCCGACCGCCUCCAGAGGGUUCUGCUGGGAUAGGAGCAAGGGUGGGAAAAAUCAACUGCACCUCAGGUUAUGCCCAAACCCCUUUUUUUGGUCUUUCCCUCCCGUUUGAACACUUUCAGCUCACCGGCAUACCUGGGCACACUCAUCUCUACACACAUAUGGAUGGACAUGAACACAUACACGCAUCUUCAGAAACACAGAAUGUAAGACCGGUGAAGAAGGCCUCAAGUUCCUUUUUUCCCUUGGCAUUUUGGCUGAUAUGUGCAGGUUUAUUGAAGGACUCUGCCUUGUGUUCCAGCUCCAACCAGGUGAUGUGACUCGACCUUUGGUUCUCCAUUCAGUCCAACAGACCUCCUCCUUCUGAGAGUGCUGGUCUCAUCAGUGGACAUAGGAGGGCAGCAGAGCUUUUUGGUUGGACUAUAAUGGUCACUGAACAACUCAAUUCUCUCUUUUUUUUUUUUAUAGGGCUGUUCAUGACGCCUUCAUGCAUAAGGACUGAGUGUUUUAUGUGCUGCAGCAGAUUAAUCUGCUUUUCCUGAAAGCCAGGAUAUGACCGGGGUGGGAUUUCUCUCAAGUGUCUGAACACACAAAGUCUGCUACCUAUUGUUAACGAAGGGCUCCGUCUCCCAAAGGUUGAAGACAGUGCACAAUUUCUCGAGAAAUUUUUUUUCUGACUGAUUAAGCAAUAGAGCAGCCAUCCCAUCCAAGUCUUAAGAGUCGGCAGACUCAGAAAGGAUGUCGGUAAAACAAAAUAUUUCCCCCGGCUCAGUUUUUCAUUGCAUCCUUCUACAUCUGUGUAUGACUUCAUGUUAUAUGAGAUGGUCCUAAUUGGUGCUAACUUUGGUCAAACCAAGGUUUUAAAACUUAAACCAGGCAGCCCUGCAGCAUUUUCAAAGAUCAAAUUAAAAAUCCAUUUUAAAGCUGCUAUGACGAGCCUUUCACUGAUCAUCUAUCCGUCUCAGUUUAGUUCUGAUGCCUCUAUAUGAAUGACAAUCAGAUGGUACCAUCAGCAAGAAGAUCAGAUGUUGCUAUAUGUUUCCAAAUGCUUGUCUCCGGGCGGGAUUCCUCACGAAAUCUGACUAAACGAUUUACGGCACACACACGGGAUACUUAAAGACACAUCCUCUCAUCGCUGAAUGUCUAUCGCACACCUAUUUUUACAAAAUGGCGCUACAUCGCUCUCUUCUCUUUAAAACAAGUGCACUAGCUGACAUGUAGAAUUUAAAAGUGGAUCUUAGCACAAUGAAGUUCUCCAAUGAAACACUACCGCAUCUGUCAAUACAUCAGCAUCAUCAGGUCGAGCGUCCUCAGAUGGAUUCUGUCUGCGUCUGUCACGACAACGUCACAAAAUAGUCAACAAAAUGGUCGGGCAUCCCUACAGACAUGUCUGUGGGUGGGAAGCUGGAUGUGGGCAUGUGUCCUGGUUGCUGCACUAGUGGCUCUUCUGGUCGGUCGGGUUGCCUGUUCGGAGGGGGAGGGGGAACUAGGGGGAAUAGCGUGAUCCUGCCAUGCACUACGUCCCCCUGGUGAAACUCCUCACUGUCAGGUGAAAAGAAGCGGCUGGUGACUCCACGUGUAUCGGAGGAGGCAUGUGGUAGUCUGCAGCCCUCCCCGGAUCGGCAGAGGGGGUGGAGCAGCGACCAGGACGGCUCAGAGAGCGGGGUGAUUGGUACAAUUUGGGAAAAAAGGGGGGGAACAUUAAAUCCACAACUCCUUGUAAUAGCUUGAAAUGGUUUUCAAUGCUCAGACAAAUUAUCACUGCAGUCUUGUCUUACGGUGGAAGUGGCAAAUUCAUUGUAAAAUACUGGGAUGGUUUUGGCUCCAUCUCCCUCAUGGGGGGUGGAUGUGGAGAGGGUCAUGUUGAAGAUCCUCCUCCCUCUGCACUGAACACCUCGGCCCAUCAGAUCCGCACAGAAAUAACACAUGGCCUGCAAAACACAAAGGUGCCUAUUUGUGUGUCAUUACUGCUCGAGGCCGCUGUAUAGCUGUAUAUUGGACCUACGACUCCCGAGGUUUGAUCCUGGGGUUUUCUCUGUUCCGGGUAUACCCGAUUCAAAUCUCUUGGCGGCCUUUUUGAGGCCAAUACCCUCUCACUCGGUAUAUUUCCAAUGGCGCACACAAUGAGUGCUGGAUGGCUUGCCAUGUAGACCUACAGGCUAGAUGGAUAUCAGGACGGAGCUCCUAAAUGUUACAGUAGCACCCAUCACAGAGGUUUUUUUUUUGUGUCUGCUAAGUGCCUUACUGAUAAAAUUGAUUUUU
Molecule: messenger RNA, 3685 nt
Organism: Lampris incognitus (smalleye Pacific opah)
Lineage: Eukaryota; Metazoa; Chordata; Actinopteri; Lampriformes; Lampridae
Product: leucine-rich repeat-containing protein 58-like
Exons: 4
Coding region: 404-1459 (351 amino acids)
Molecular function (GO): protein binding
Source: RefSeq, a predicted model, not a curated record